GGCCGCUGGGAGGAGGAGUCACAGCCCAGCUGCCGCCGCUUCUUACAUCAACAGCCCGGGCGGCGCCGCACCUGAGCGGGCGUCCUGCACGGGAAGGAGCCCGGGGCCCUCCUCUCCCUCCUCUCCCUCCUCCAGGAACCGUCAGUUGCGUUUCUUGGAAGCAGUCCUGCCCGGGAGAGGAAGAAUCUCUCUCAGAUUUUAGCCUGGAGGAAGACAAGAUGUCGGCCCCGCCUCAGGAGCUGCCUGACACUUUGGCUCCCUUCCUGGACACGCGUUCAGCUCAAGAGCUGCCUCCAGGGCCAGAUGGGUUUGCUGUUCCACAUCGGGAUCCGAAUGACAAGCUGACUGGACAACAAAGGCUCCCGGAGGUGGUUCCAGUGCCAGGCUCGGAUCAGACUCAAGUCGUAGCUCUGCCUCCUCAACUCAGAGGUAAGAUUCAAGCUGUAGGUCUAGAUCAGGCUGCAGAUCACCAAGCAUCUGAAACACUUGUUCCACCUCUAGGUAGUCAGAGUUCAAGACCAGGAAGGUUUAUUAUUUCACCAAAGAACAUGAAGAAUGAUCUAGGUCAGCAUCGACGGCUUGCUAAGGUGGUUCCUGGAACUUCAGAUCAAUUUACAUCAAAACCUCAGCAACAACCACAAACUCUACAGGAUGAUGCCUAUCUAGAUCCAAGUAUGGGUACAGUUUAUCCUACUGGUCCACCUCUGGAAUUCCCAGAGAACUUCGUUGAGCCUCCAAGGCCCCCUGAACUUUCUCAAUUCCACCCAGGGGAUGAAACUCAAAAUCCAGAGACCCCUGAGGAGAUCCGAUCUUCUUCACUCCAGCAAGAAGCCUCAGAACAAUCCCCUGAGGAGGUAGAACCUUCUUUAACCCAGCAGGAGGUCCCAGCUCAGCAGCUACCUGAUACUGGAGAGGUUGUAGCUCAGCCAUUAACACGUGAUGAAGUAGAUGUUCCAUCUACAAGUCAGACUGCAGCUCAGCACUCACUCUUCUCCAGAGUCACCGUUAAACCUGUGGAUGUGGAGCUUACAGUAACUCCAGAGGCAGGUACCAACAUUGAACCUGCUCCAACUCAGCAGCAGGCCCCAGCUCAGCCUCCAGAGCCGCCUAAGGAGGCUGCAGCUCAACCUCCUGUGAAUUAUGAAAUGACAGUUCCAACACCAGGUCAGAGUCAAGCUCAGCAUCCAAUGUCGCCCACUGUCACAGUUAGUCCUUUGCACCUCCAGCUUACCAUAAUUCCAGUGUUCACUGCAGAGGAUGAACAUUCUAUAGCUCCUUCUUCAAAGCAUCCUGAGGUGACAAUUCCACAUCCAGACCAGAUUCAGACUCAGCAGCCAAACUUGAAUGAAGUCACAGUUAAACCUUUGGACCAGGAAUUUACUGUAACUUCAGAACACACUGCAGAGGUUAACCCUUCUCCAACCUUGCAGGAGACCCCAACUCAGCCUCCAGAGCCGCCUAAGGAGGUUAUAGCUCCUGCGUAUUCUGCAAUAACCGUUCCAACACCAAGUCAAGCUCAAGCUCAAGCUCAGCAUCCAGCGUCACCCAGUGUCCCAGUUCAACAUUCGGACCUGGAGUCUACUGAGAGUUCAGUAUCCACCACGCAGGCUGAACAUCCUGUCACUCUGGAGAAGCCUGUAGCUCCACCUCCAGACCAGGUUCAGACUCAGCCUCCAAACCUGCCUGAAGUUACAGUUCAACCUUCUGAGAUGCAUUUUACUGUAAAUUACAUCUCAGAACAGAAUGCCCCCACAUAUGCCACCAACAUAUGUGAGCUCUGUACCUGCAAAGAUGAGACAAUGUCGUGUGUUGGUCUCAGCCCAAAGAAGAGGCUCCGCCAAGUGCCUGUGCAGGAGCCUAAUGCCUAUAAUGGCACCUUCACCAUCUUAAAUUUCCAUGGAAAUGCUAUUUCUCACAUUGAUGGGAAUGUAUGGAAAUCAUACCCUUGGACUGAGAAACUAAUUCUCAGUGAAAACAAUUUGACAGAAUUACGCAAAGAUUCAUUUGAAGGCCUGCUAUCCCUCCGGUAUUUAGAUUUAUCAUGCAAUAAAAUAGAGUCAAUUGAAAGAGGUACAUUUGAAACCCUACCGUUUUUGCAGUUUGUAAAUCUUGGUUGCAAUUCACUGACGGAAGUGACCUUUGGAACAUUUCAGGCUUGGCAUGGAAUGCAAUUUUUACAUACGAUAAUUCUCAAUCAAAAUCCUCUGGCCACUGUUGAAGAUUCAUAUCUUUUUAAAUUGCCAGCAUUAAAAUAUCUAGACGUGGGAACAACACAAGUCUCACUUACAACAAUUGAGAACAUCCUCAUGGAAACUCUUGAGUUGGAAAAACUGAUCUUACCUAGCCAUCUGGCCUGCUGCCUCUGCCAAUUUAAAAGUAAUAUUGAGGCUGUCUGCAAGACAGUGAAGCUACAUUGUGAGAAUGCAUGUCUGACAAGCACCACAGAUUGUCGUGAAGAAGCAUCUCUAGGGAAUACAGAAGGAUCGCUCAUGAAGGUAUUACAAGUCCGAAAGAAGCACACCAGCACUGAGCUGACUAUUGAGCCAGAGGCACCCUCGGAUAAACAUGGCAUCAGCUUGUCAGGCUUCACGAACGAGCCGCUGGGCUUCAAUGACGAAAGCGAUGUUAUUAGUGAGCUAAAUUACAUAUUGCCUUACUUCUCAGAGGGAAAUCUAGAAGAUGUAGAAUCAAUGUUAUUACCGUUCAUUAAACUGCUUUUUUCAAAUGAACAAGAUGGAGACAAGCCCCUGAGUCAUCUGCAAAACAAUAUAAAGACCCCCUCUCUUCAACCUGCAUCCAACAAUCCAACUUACGCAAAUAAACUGAGGAAACUCUAUUUUCUGAAAAAUUUAUUAGAUGCAGAAAUUAAAGAAAAAAUUGAUGAGGUUAAAAAGAAAGAGAAAGCUAUCAUGCUUAUGCAGUCCAGCCUUUUGGGUCCCAAAUUUAAACGCCAAAUCUUUCCCCCAAAAUUGGAAACCGCUCAAUCACAGGAAAACAGCCUGGCAGAGACUGAGGGUAUAGGGAAAAGGCGGCAGAGGAUGAAGAUAGUCCUCAAGGGGCCCAAUGGUGUAAGGAAAAAGCUCUUAGAGGAGAGAAUCCGGAGGAAACAGAGUGCCUGGCCAGUUGCAAAGGAAAUUGCCGAAGCGAGAAGGCUUGGGAGACCAGUCCCGAGUGAACUGGAACAGCUUCCCGGGGUGCAGAGCACCAAGAAGUUUGUGGAAAGCUCCUUGCACACCAAGCCUUCGUUCACACAGGAGCAUGAGGCAGCUGUCUCUUCUUUGCUGGAACAAGGCUCGGUGGGCGUGCCUGCUGCUCCCACCACUGCGAAACCCCCACCUAAGGUUAAAAACAAAUCAAAAGACUUGGCCGACACCAUUUUUGUUUUAGAAGCUGCAAAUACUCGAGUUAAAAGUAUGGAGGCUGCUAAGCCAAUCGUACAAGAGGUCAAAAAGGAAAGUUUGCUCAAAAGACUGGUAUUUGCAAAGAGGCCUCCAUUCUCUCCAGUCAGGCGCCUCAUAAAUUCCCCUUCAUGGGAAGCUUUUUCAUCUUCAGGAGACCCAAGUCAUCAGGAGAAUGCUUUUCCAGAGUUAUUUUCCCUUUCAGAAGUUUCUACAGAGCACAUUGGUACAUCCCCUGAAGGAAAUGCUUUGGAAGCAAAGAUUUCUGCAGGAAGCACUGCUGUGCCCGAAGAAGCUGUCCCUGAACGCACAACCUAUGAGAAUCCUUCCACUGCAGGGUCCACUGGGGAUGCUUUCAACAUAAUGCCAACGGUUAAAGAAGCCAGCGACACCCAGUGGGAAUACCACAACACCGGCACUGACUUCACCCCCAUGCCCCACGGCUUUAAUUAUCCCGUGCGCUCAUCCCCAGGUGAUCAGUUUGAAAUGCAGCUAAACCAGCAGCUACGAUCCCUCAUCCCCAACAAUGAUGUGCGAAGGCUCAUUGCUCACGUCAUCCGGACUUUGAAAAUGGACUGUUCUGAGAGCCAUGUGCACUUGGCCUGUGCCAAGCUCAUCGCUAGAACAGGCCUCCUGAUGAAGCUUCUCAGUGAGCAGCAAGAAGUGAAAGUAUCCAAGGCAGAAUGGGACACAGAUCAAUGGAAAACCGAGACCUAUAUCAGUGAGAACACAGAACCCCAGAGCGAGCAGAAAGAGCAGGAGUCAAGUGAGCUCACUAAAAAAGUUCCAAGAUAUGGCUAUAACAACAAACUCAUCUUGGCAAUAUCUGUGACUGCAACAGUGACGAUUUUGAUUAUAAUUUUCUGUCUCCUUGAGAUUUAUUUUCACAGGAGAAGAACACAGGGAGAACUAGAAGGAUCCUCGAAGAGGGAGCUCACGGAAGUUGUGGUGACCACACCGGUGGAGUCAGCUGAAACACCAGAAGAGGAGGAGGAGGAGGAGGAGGAGGAGGAGGAAGCAUAGUGCCCCAGCCUGCCUCAGGCAACCUGUCAAUAAAUUCUCUAACAUUGGCUUCUCA
Lemur catta (Ring-tailed lemur) is the source of this 4476-nucleotide messenger RNA. RefSeq names its product leucine-rich repeat-containing protein 37B-like. The record is from RefSeq and is a predicted model, not a curated record. Gene Ontology annotation, molecular function: protein binding. NCBI's taxonomy places the organism in Eukaryota, Metazoa, Chordata, Mammalia, Primates, Lemuridae. Bases 219 to 4421 code for a protein of 1400 amino acids. The transcript has 14 exons.